Molecule: messenger RNA, 2308 nt
Organism: Owenia fusiformis
Lineage: Eukaryota; Metazoa; Annelida; Polychaeta; Sabellida; Oweniidae
Source: the annotation of a GenBank genome assembly
AUGGUCCUUCAAAUAGCCCCAGAGAAAAAAGUAUGGGCCGUCAAAUCAGAUAUUGUUUCCAUGGCAACGGCAAAUACAUGCCAGAAUACUGAUGUAGUACCAAAGUUGGAAAUCAUCAAAAGUGAGGUUCUAGAGAAAUUCAGUGACGGCCAUGAUGAGUUUAAAAUUAGAAUAGAUAGCGAAAUGAAGGACGCAAGUGAUAAGGUUGAUGCGCUGAUAAAAUUACUAGACGCAGGCCGUGUUUGGUGGGGAGAUUGGGGCGACUGGACUCCAUGCGACAAUACAAUUUGCAACAUAGCCCAUAGAAAAAGGCUUUGUUUCGGGGAAGAUGGCCAGAAGGUAGAACCCUCCUCUACAUGCAGCGUAUUAGGUGGUACAGAUAUUGAGCGCAAAGAGUGCUGUAAAGUUGUCAACAGAACGGAGGAGUAUGACAAAAUAUACAGGACAGGUUCAUUACCAAGUGCAUAUGUGAACGCUAUUGGUUCCAAUGUUAAAGUAUAUCAGAGAGAAAUGCUAUCAUGGGUAGUUUCCUUAAAGUUUAAAAAGGCAGGAGGGAGCGAAUGGGAGCAUAAGUGCGGAGGUGUGAUUUUAAGUAACAUAUGGGUUGUUACAGCGGCUCAUUGCAUCACUGACAAAAGCCUUGGAUGCUGGAACAAAGACGAGAAAAAGCUCACAUGCGAUAUGAAGAGUUGGAAAAUAACAGCGGGUGAAUGGAGGUUGAAACGUACAGAGACAACAGAACAGACUAGAGAUGUUGAACAUAUUGUUGUACACAACAAAUAUCACGAGGGUCUUCAAGAGCACAAAAAUGACAUUGCUCUUAUUAAACUUAGCAAGGGACUGGAUUUUAUGAACAAACCAUACGUCCAGCCCAGCUUAUUGCCUGCUAGAAUCUGUAUUAAAGUCUCUCAUGGUAUUUGUUCACUGAGUCACCAAGCCUGGGCUACAAAUGCUGGUUGUUUUACAACUGGUUGGGGACUAAAAGUCGGUUCAUCCCAAAAUAAUGAUAAAGGCCGGAUAAUUAAAGUGUGGAUGGAGGAAAGACACGACACCUAUAUUAAACCUACUAUCAGAUCAGAGCGUAUUCCAGGCGAGAGACCACUUUGUGAGGGAUACAGUGGAAGUGCGUUGAUGUGUGACCUGAAUAAAACAGAGAUGGUGUACAUGCCUCCACAACCCGCAGUGGUUCUUGGUGUGAACAGCCUCAUAAAAUUAUCAGGCUGUACGAAAGAGCAAAAGAACCACACACAUACAGAUUUGGCCUACCACAUGCAAUGGAUCGCAGACACUGUUAUGGGCUGGAUCCAAUGGGGGGAGUGGAGUAAAUGUAGGAGUGGAGAGCGACAAAGAUUGAGAUCUGGGUUCUUCCCAGAAUAUGGUUACCUACCAGCCGAUGGACCAAUUUACCAGAGCUAUACCGGGGAUGUACUUGAAAGUGAGACUAAAGAUUGUGACGAUACGACCAGUACAACAGCUAAACCAACAACAAUGGAUAAUGUGUGCUACAUAAUGACCAACUGGGGCUUCAGGAAAACCGACCCACAAUUAUUCUACUGGCAGAUAGAGCCAUGUUCUGAUAUGGCAUACACAAUAUGUGUGAUUGAAGAAGACGCAAAUGGUAAAUGUCCAAGACCCUUCACAACGUACCACGUGGGUAAGAUGUGUUACUUUGUCAAGAAGAGUUGGAGAGUACAUAGCAAAAUAAAGGAAAGUUGCGAGGAACUGAAACCUGGCAAGUCGUUCAUUCUGAAAGCUAACUCGGACGCAUUGGCAUUAGGAGCAAAGAUCACAGAAAGUCGAAGAUACUUUCAUGAAUUCAAAGUCGAGUCUUCUGUGGCUUUAUCUGACCCCUGUCUGAACUGUACCCCUAAAGUUGGCGUCUGCACAAAACGACAAAAUGGAGAGAGAUUUUGCAAAUGCCUAGCAACUGUUAGUAAACGAAACAAAAAGUAUUGCUCCACAUCAAGAUAAUUUGCAUAAUCACACGAGAUUUGAAGUGUGUUUUUGAUUCUGACGGACAACAAUGACUAGUUUAGUACCUACAUGCACUUACAGACAGGAGUUUUUAUUUAGCCAGUUCCAGUAUAUUUAUUAUUUGAGUGUUAAAAACAGAAUAAACAUACAUACGUGGAAUUGUUUAUAAAUUUAUCAUUACAUUUUUGGUCCACACUUCAUUUCAUUUCUAGUAUCUUGGUCCCUACACUACAGCUCCACGACGACCGUGACCUCUGGUCGUUUUAGAUGUUUUACAUAAGGUCCUGACAUCUAUCGAAAAGUUGGCCGUUAGGAACGUUGUGACUGCAGUUUC